Molecule: messenger RNA, 1395 nt
Organism: Ascochyta rabiei
Lineage: Eukaryota; Fungi; Ascomycota; Dothideomycetes; Pleosporales; Didymellaceae
Exons: 3
Coding region: 1-1395 (464 amino acids)
Molecular function (GO): protein binding
Source: RefSeq, a predicted model, not a curated record
AUGGCCAACCUUGAUCCGUCGGAGGCAGUCACGAUCGCCACAGCCCUCGGCCGUCUCGACAAACUCAAGACUGACGAGUACAUCACAGCAUUUGGUCCGGAUGGCAGACAGUUCUUCGCUACGCCCAAUGGCUACUCUGCCACCCAGCUCCCAGUGGAAGUUCUGGCUGACCUAACGACCAAGCGGAUCAAACGAGUGGCAUGGGCAUCGUACGGAUCCCAUACCAACUCCUGGUUCUUCGCUUAUGAAAUGGUCGACGGCACAUGUACCUUUCGAGUUGGCGCUGCUGUUCCUCCAGCACUCGAUCCAUUCAUUGAAGAAAUCAAGCCCACACCGCCUUUACUUACGACUCUACGCGUGCAGCUUGGCGACAACAACUCUUUCAUCGCCUGGUCCAAGACAUCGUGGGCAUGCCAUGGCAUUCCAGCAGCACUCGAAGCAGAGCUGUGCCAGAUGAGCUGGACGCACAUGAGGUCCGACACCAUCACCAGAGGGCUACUCCAGAGUGAAGUGAAGCAAGCUACAUGGCACGGCGACGGCUCCUACUACGUCGAGAGCCAAGAGGGGCGUGGUUGGAAGUUCGAGUCUGACAGUACGCAGCAAGCGUGGAGCAGGCUAUGGCGCGGUAGACCAAGCCGCAAGGAGCUGUCUGAGCUGGUGCUUGUCGCCGUGGACCCGCAUGCCCCUGUUGGAGAGACAUUUGCUUUCAUCAAGAAGCAGCACGACGCACAGGAAGCGCCUUUCGUUGUUCACUUCUAUGGCGAGCCUAUCUACGUAACAGCCACGCCACCCACGCAAGACACUCGCCUUCAGCGCGUAGAUAUAACACCAGACGAGCCGGCGCACUUUCGAUGGGCGACCAGCAAGCGAGACGGGCGCCCGCACCGUGGGGAGUCACGGGAGUUGGAGCUGAACAAGGGCCAAAGGAUCAAGGUAUGGGACGACAAGGGGCGAAACUGGUUCAUUGCAGAAGGACGACGGGGGGUGAAGGGCUGGGUACACGGAUCCUGGCUGGACUUGUGCGGCAGCAAAGUGCACAGUGAUCCACAAACCACCUACCUCGAGUUCCAAGAGGAGAUGCGGAGACUCCUCGUACCCGGCCAGCUACACGCCUUCCCACGACUACACCAGUACACGAACGCUUGCUCCAACGCUGCAUGUGCGCCGUUGAAGAGCAGCACGCAGCUGGGCAUCUGUGUGCAUGAUUUACAGACGCUGCUGCAGGGCUCUGGGCGCUACUCGUGCGCGUGGCUCAAGGAGGAGAGGAACGUGUGGCACCCGGAUAAGUUUGCUAGGUUCUGCGUUGCUGGGCGCAAGGAGCAGCUGAAGGCGUGCGCGCAGGAGGUUUUUGUCCUGUAUGGGGUGCUGAUGGACAUGUGUGAGCCGGGGGAGUAA